Messenger RNA from Protopolystoma xenopodis, 387 nucleotides. Lineage: Eukaryota; Metazoa; Platyhelminthes; Monogenea; Polystomatidea; Polystomatidae. The record is from the annotation of a GenBank genome assembly.
AUGAAUGGCGCUUCUCUUUAUUUCCCCUCGCUACCCUCCUCUUUGGGGCUGUCUUUCGGCCUAUCCACCUGUGCUCCAUCAGUCCUCUUCCAUCCACAUGCCGGUGUGUCAUACCUUGUUCGUCACAAGAGUAAUCGAUUGGCAUUUUUCUACUACACUCGCAAGAGGGACUCUUCUCUCGUCUCUGGGAGCAAUCAGGCCGCACGACACGGUCCGCAGAGGUUGACAUCUGAUCUCGCGGCGGGUAGAACGCUUCUCGGACUCCUUAAAAGGCCUGCUCCGCCUCGCAGAGGCAGUCCUCUUUUCUGUCUGUCUUGGCCCGGACGCCAAUUAACCGACCCGCCAGCUGAACAGGACAGGCGUCAACAAGCGAGCAUGCAGGUUUGA